GCUCGGGUGAAACUGACACGCCUCAGCGGUGUGCGGCUGCAGGUUGGGUUGGUCUGGGUGCGGUUACGUGGCUGUGAUUCACAUUUUUUGGAGCGCGUCUUCUCCACCCAGAGCUGCAUUCAUGAGCACGCUGAACAAGAGUGACAGCGGGGGAGAGAGAGAGAGACGCUGGGGGGUGAGACAAUCUGAUCAGACAGAGACAGACGAGCGGACAGACAGCACCAUGGAUUUCUCUUCUCAGGUGUCUGAUCUCUGUUUGGUGUUGGUGGGCAGUAUUGGCUGUGGAAAGACUCUCACCACAGACACACUGUUAGGUCAAAGUUCACAUCAGAGACCUUCGAUCUCUUCACGCGAGUGUCAGGUAUGGCGAGCUUUGUCCGAGGGCCGAAGUUUGAGCGUGGUGGAGACCCCUCGCUGGUACUGGAGAGGCGGGCAGGUGGAGGCCGACAUUCAGGCGGAGACGCGGCGGGCCAUCGAUCUGAGCGCUCCAGGGCCUCUCGUCUUCCUCAUUCUGAUUCCUGUGGGUGAGUUUACAGAGAUGGAGCAGAAGAUCCCGGAUCAGCUGGAGCAGAUGUUCGGCCGGUCGGUGCUCCAUCACACGCUGGUGCUGCUCACCUGUGGAGAUUACCUGAUGAGCCGCAGUCUGCACGAGUACCUGAGACAGGAGGAGGGGCUUCAGGAGGUGCUGAGGAGAUGUCACGGUCGCUGUCAUGUGAUCAACAACCGCAGACCUCAUGACAGACAGCAGGUCAUCACGCUUCUGGAAGAGGUGGAGCAGAUGAUUCAGAUGAACGGAGGAUUCGUGCUGAACAGAGACCAGGAGAUGCUGCAGAAAUCCCAGCCGAAGCUCAAUGCUACAGCGACAAGAUCAUGGAGCGGACUCACAGAUCAGACAAAGAGCGACAGCACAGAGGAAACAGGAAGUGAUGCGAUGAUUGAGUCGCGUUUGGUCAACGGGCUUCACUCGCAGCCAUACGAGAGCGAGCAAACACAGAUGACACACUCGCCGCUGGAGAGAAGCUCCAGUUUCAAACUCAACAGAGAUGGCGCUAUUCUCAGUAACAUGCUGGAGGUGUCAGAGUCUCACAACAACCAAAACUUCAUCAACACCAUUCAUCACAGUAUUAGAAAGGUUGUGGACAGCAGUGAAACGUUCUCAGCGGUGUCCUCCUCCGAUGUUCAGAAUGAUUCUUCCCUCGCUGAGCUUAGGAUGAUUCUGUUGGGUCGUCGUGGUUCUGGGAAGAGUGAGGCUGGAAACAUCAUUCUGGGCUGUGACGUGUUUGAACGACACACCGAUGACGGCACAGCGGCGCCUCAGCAGUGUGUGAAAGGCCAAACGAUUGUACAGAACCAGCUGGUGUCUGUGGUUGACACACCAGACUGGUUCGAUUCAGAGAGAUCUCCUGAAGAGGUCAAACGGCAGAUCUCCAGAUGUCUGUUUCUGUCUGCUCCGGGUCCCCACAUCUUCCUGAUGUGCGUCCCCGUCAACCGACCCGCCCACUCUGAGCUGCCGGCCCUGCGCGCGCUGGAGGGCGUGUUCGGACCCGACGCCGUCCGCCGUCACACGCUCGUCCUCUUCACGCACUCUGACCUGCUGCCGGAGGCGGCGGGCAUGGAGGGGGUCGAGGCGUACAUCGCCUCCCGCCGGCCGGAGAUGCUGGAGCUGGUGCAGAAAUGCGGCGACCGCUAUCACGUGCUGCAGCGCAAAGACAGAGGCGGCGUGCCCGAGCUGCUGGACAAAGUACAGCAGACGGUGAGAGAGAGCGGAGGAGGUUACUACAGCAGCUCGCUCGACCGGGAGGCCGGGAGCGGCAGACAGGAGGAGAUCUCCACCGUCCGGAGGGACAGACAGCUGAACCUGUCUCACCCUCUGCAUGAUCUGAAGGAGACAGAAGAAGAGGAGGAGCUCGCAGCCGGGAAGAACAUCCAUCUGGACUCCGUGGUGCUCCUCUCCUCCUCCACCUCUGCACAAACUCCGUCGCUGUUCCGCUCCGUCUGUGAGAAGGCGGGUUCAGGUGCGAAGCGCGUGCCGAAGGUUCUGGCUGUAGGAGCUCUGCUGGGAGCGGCGCUGGGCGUGUUUCUCUCUGGAGCUGUAGGAGGCGCUGUGGGAGCGGCGCUGGGCGCUGUAGUCUGUGAGGUUGGACGCCGGCGGUACAGUAAACAGAAAACUCAGUAACAAAAGAUGAGUGUGAAAGCAAAAGUCUGAACUGUAAAAUGUUGCUCAUGUAAGAAUCAUGUACGGUAUUAAAUGUGUACGAACUCUAAUUAUAAUAAUAAAAAUAAUCUUAUUUGUUUUAAAAAAAAAAAACGCACACGACACAGACACAAAAAUCACACACAAGUGUUUCUUACAAAAAUAAAAUUUUGAUUUUAAA
Triplophysa rosa is the source of this 2375-nucleotide messenger RNA. RefSeq lists its product as uncharacterized. The record is from RefSeq and is a predicted model, not a curated record. The transcript is spliced from 6 exons. Gene Ontology annotation, molecular function: GTP binding. The coding region runs from base 122 to 2176 and encodes 684 amino acids. NCBI's taxonomy places the organism in Eukaryota, Metazoa, Chordata, Actinopteri, Cypriniformes, Nemacheilidae.